Messenger RNA from Daucus carota subsp. sativus, 759 nucleotides. RefSeq lists its product as uncharacterized. Lineage: Eukaryota; Viridiplantae; Streptophyta; Magnoliopsida; Apiales; Apiaceae. The record is from RefSeq and is a predicted model, not a curated record. Bases 1 to 759 code for a protein of 252 amino acids. The transcript has 5 exons.
AUGGCUAGAACUAGAGGAGGUUACAUAGUUCAAUGCAGAAGAAGUUCAAGACUUCGUGCACAUAGUUUGUCAAAGUUUACAAACACUCCAGAUACUCCUGUAGAUUUAGAAUCCGAAGAUCAAGCAAACAUGAAUACCAACAACAUACGAGAUAAAACACCACUUGCAAAAGUCUAUCGACGUCCAGAUAACAAAGUCAUAAAGGGAAAUAAACUUGUUGAUCAAGUAGAAGAGGAUGAACAUAAUUGUGAUAAUCUGGUGGAUGAACAAGAUGCAGAGCAAAAUAAUGACCAACAAAGUGAUGAAGAUAUGCAAGAAGCUGAAGAAGACAGUGCACAAGAAGAUAGUGCAGAAGACAUGGAGCAAGAAGAUAGUGCACAAGAAGAAGAUAAUGCACAAGAAGAUGAGGAACAAGACAAUGUACCAAACGAAAGUGAGGAAGAAAAUGAUGAUGAACAAGAAGAGGAUGAAACAGAAAAUCAAGCUCAAGUCAACAAUGCACAACCAAAGAUUAAAAUAACAAAAUACAAAAGGAAAAAGGAAGCUGCAUUUGAAACUCAUAUACCAAGAAAAAGGAUUGUUGGAACAUUAUAUCCAAUAUUGAAGUUCAUGAACAAAGAUGUUAAGAAAACAGAAGGGGCUAAACAUAUAAAUAAGAAAAAAGACGAGGUCAAAAUAAGGAUAUCUCCAAGGUAUUUUAGUAAGAUGGUAGGUGAACUGGUUUACAAGAGCUGGUUUUGCACUCUUACUGGAUUUUGA